CACAUACCACAUGUGGGACGCAUGCCACACUUUGCGAAUUGCUAGUUGAGAAUAGAUUCAAAUCAUCGAUCUGUUGGUGUUGUCGAUGUCAUAUGUCUUUGAUGAUAUUUGACAAAGAUUGAAAGAGCUUAUUUUCUUUCAAUAAACACUGUAUACAUCUAAGUCGUCACUUCCAAAGAAUUAAGACUGCUGACAUGAUUAGAGAGGCGCUACUGCAAGCAGGACUUGAGGUUGCCGCAGUGAGGAGCUUCACCGGCGCCUGUCAGCCAUACUUUAACUUCCUGGAAUCCACAGCCAGAACCAUGCAGCUUCCCCCUGAAAUGUAUGUACAGUUGAUGGAGUUCUCUCAGCAGAUGUGUGACACAUUGGAACAUCUGAUUCUGACCUUCGCCAGCACCAAUCUCCUCACUUUGGACGAGUCAGAGCCUAACAACAUGUCUCACUUCUGCAUCGGCCAAAUACGGCUAGACCAGCUGAGGCUGAGCGUGACCAUGUUCCGCUACUGUAAGCCCACGCCGUACCUGGCCAGGGUCAACACCGGCGUGUUUAAGCGCAUGCGCUGGAACGUGAGGGGACUCGAUGGAGAGAGCAAGCCUGAGACACAGUAUUACUACUUGUGCUACGAGGAUACUCCCAACCUGUACACGGACGGUGACGACCCAGAUUCGGCAAUGGUGCGGCUGUGGUCCAUUGGUCAGUGGGUGCAGGUGAAGCCUGACCCCAACACAGAGGACAUCUUUGACUGGGUGCUUUGUGACGUUCCCGAGGGGGCCUUCCAGAAGCUGCUGUUUAUGGGCAGCCAAGAGCCAUCAAGCUGCACGGCCACAGACCACCUGCUGCAGCUGCUUCUUCAUCAGGCAUCUCACUUCAGAGCUCCUCUGAGGUUCUAAGGACGGAAUUGCUCUGUUGUAAAUAAGGAAAAGGUUUGAUCAAGUAGGUUUCAGGGUCGGGUGACAGGACUUAAAAAAGGGUGUGGUAGGGGGGCGUUGGCAUUUGUCGGGAAGUUUCCUCACUCGUUUAUUAAAAGAUAUUUACAUUAGAUCAUAUUUUGAGUUUUCCUCUUUGAGUAAAAUAAUUCAUUUAUAGGCACCUUUCAAGCCACGCAAGGUCUUCGUGAAAACAUAGUUGAAAGCAAUCAAGCUAUACAAUAGAAAUAACAGAACAUAAAACAAAACGGCAAAUGAUAUGGGAAAUGACAAUCAAUGAUAAUCAAGAUAGGAGUGGAAAAACAAAAUCAACAAUAUAUUCACAGCUCUUGAUUUGUAUUUUUUGCUCUUGGAAAU
Molecule: messenger RNA, 1283 nt
Organism: Phyllopteryx taeniolatus (common seadragon)
Lineage: Eukaryota; Metazoa; Chordata; Actinopteri; Syngnathiformes; Syngnathidae
Product: UPF0575 protein C19orf67 homolog
Exons: 6
Coding region: 195-890 (231 amino acids)
Source: RefSeq, a predicted model, not a curated record